AUUUUUGUUUUUUUUAAAAGGUAAUUAUAUGCUUUCUUCUGUCUUCUACGCUCUCCUGCGUAGUCUCCUCGUCGUGUCUGCCGCUGUUCUUGGUCUGAAGGACCAGUUUAUAUCAGUGUAGAAUUCUAAAGUGCAUCAAGUUUGGAAGCCUUGUAUUGACAAGGAUAUCUCAAAAAGCAGAAUGAAGGAAGAAGAAGUUAAUAGAUGCCAGAUACAAGAAUGGUACCCAAAAUUCAAAUCUGUUUCAAUCAAAACCCUAAUUCACGAGCUCCCAGAACACUUUGUCGAAUACCUUCUUGAUGAUUCUGGACCAUUCCUUCUCCCAAUUUCAAUCACCAACGAAGAUGCUUUACCUAAUAGAGUCCACAAUCCUCACGAGGAAGAAGACUAUCAAGUAUCAGAAGGUUCUGGAGAUGAAGCAGAGCAGCCAUCAUCAUCGCCACCUUCGUUCCCUGAACUUGAAUUGGAAAUCAAGGAGUCUAUUAAAACCCUAGGUGGCGCCAUUUUCCCCAAACUCAACUGGAGUGCACCCAAGGAUGCAUCCUGGAUCAGCACCACUGGAACUCUAAGAUGCACUUCGUUCAGCGAGAUUGCUCUCUUAUUCCGAUCAUCCGAUUCAUUGGUCCAUGAUUUGUGCCAUGCCUAUGACUCUUGCUCCGACAAGACCUCGUCAAGGCCUCACAGCUUUUUCCUCGCUCUUCGGAAAUGGUACCCAUCAUUUCGGCCGGACAUGGAGUUUCGAUGCUUUGUCAAGGGUCGGCAGUUGAUUGGGAUCUCCCAGCGUGAGGUGACGACAUUCUACCCUGCUUUGAUGGAGAAGAGAGAUGAUCUUCAAGCUUUGAUCCAUAACUUUUUUAUGGACAAGAUAAGAUCGCGAUUUGAUUCAGAAAAUUACACAUUCGAUGUGUAUGUGACUGGGGAUGAGAGAGUUAAGCUUAUGGAUUUCAAUCCUUGGGCUGCAUUUACUCUCCCAUUGUUGUUCACAUGGGAGGAAUUGGAGCAAAGUUUUGAAGAAGAAGAAGAAAUAGAGGUGGAUAUGAGAAUAGUGGAAAGCCGACGUGAGGUUCGGCCAGGUUUGAAGACAGCGGUUCCAUAUGAUUAUUUGGAUACAAGUCCAGGAAGUGGCUGGGAUCAGUUCCUUAGGAAUGCUGGGGAAGAAUUGAGUCGUCAAAAUAGGUCUUCAGAAGCAGGUGCUUAAGAGUUGAGCAUCUCCGUUUUGUUCUUUCAGGUUUAAUUGAAUUCGAAUUUGAAUGUUGCCGAGUCUUUGAAAUGGCUCCGACAAAUUUAGUAAGUUAGUAUUUGUAAAAAUGAGAAGCAAAAAGUUUUGGAUUAUGCAGUUUUCUUGAUUAAUGAAUUUUUUUAUUUAAGAAAUA
Molecule: messenger RNA, 1373 nt
Organism: Humulus lupulus (European hop)
Lineage: Eukaryota; Viridiplantae; Streptophyta; Magnoliopsida; Rosales; Cannabaceae
Exons: 3
Coding region: 182-1198 (338 amino acids)
Cellular component (GO): cytoplasm
Source: RefSeq, a predicted model, not a curated record